Messenger RNA from Myripristis murdjan (pinecone soldierfish), 2822 nucleotides. It is a transcript of the gene unc45b, whose product is annotated as unc-45 myosin chaperone B. Lineage: Eukaryota; Metazoa; Chordata; Actinopteri; Holocentriformes; Holocentridae. The transcript is spliced from 20 exons. Gene Ontology annotation, molecular function: Hsp90 protein binding. The coding region runs from base 1 to 2802 and encodes 933 amino acids. The record is from RefSeq and is a predicted model, not a curated record. Gene Ontology annotation, cellular component: cytoplasm.
AUGGGCAAAAUGGGAGAUCCGCUCCAGUUAAAAGACGAGGGAAACAAGCACUUCCAAGCAGGACAAACUGAUCAGGCCAUUGAGUGCUACACUAAAGCCAUCAAGGUGUGCAAGGACAAGAAUGUGCUGGCUGUCAUUUACAGGAACAGAUCUGCAUGCUACUUGAAAAAGGAAAAGUAUACCAAUGCAGCUUCAGAUGCAUCUAAAGCUAUUGAUGUUGAUGCAUCAGAUAUUAAAGCCUUGUACCGGCGCUGUCAGGCUCUGGAGAAGCUAGGAAAACUAGACAUGGCGUUCAAGGAUGUGCAGAGAUGUGCCACCCUCGAACCAAAGAAUAAGACCUUCCUGGACACUCUGCGCAGGCUUGGGGCAGACAUCCAGGCUAAGCUCAAAACAACAUUCUCCACAGACUCCAGGGUGCAGAACAUGUUUGACAUCCUACUCGAUGAAGAAAUGGACAAAGAUAAGAGGGAAAAAGCUGCGAACAACCUGAUUGUCCUGGCCAGAGAGGACGCAGGAGCAGAGAGAAUCUUCCAGAACAAUGGAGUGGCUCUGCUACUCAACAUGAUAGAGACGGGCAAACCAGAGAUGAUCCUGGCUGCUAUCCGGACCUUGUCAGGAAUGUGCACAGGACACAAGGCUCGAGCAAUGGCCAUCAUUCACAUGGUGGGCAUUGAUAAGAUAUGCAGCAUCAUGGCUGUGGACAAUGAAGAGAUUUCCCUGGCAACAUGCAACCUCUUCCAGUGCAUCAACGACUCCCUCACUGGUGGAGACAAAAGGAUUUAUGGGAAAGAGGAGGCUUUGGUUAUGGAUGCAUCCAAGGACCUGAAGACCAUUCUGCUCUCGCUGCUGGAAAUGGUUGGGAGCAAGAAGGUGUCUGGCCACGGCAGAGACCAGGCCCUGAACCUCCUGACCAAGAAUGUGCCUCGCAAAGAAAAGAAAGAAGCAGACCACUCCAGGACCCUCUUCACUAUUGACAAUGGCCUUAGGAAGAUCCUGAAGGUGUGCGGUCAAGUUCCUGAACUGCCGGACCAGCUGCCCAUGACAGAAAACACACAGCUGAUUGCCAGUGUGCUCCUCAACAAGCUCUAUGAUGACCUCAAAUGUGACCCGGAAAGAGACAACUUCAGGGACAUUUGCGAUGACUAUAUUAAAUCCAAGUUUGACCCGAAUGACAUGGACAAAAACAUUCAUGCUAUCAACACGCUAUCAGGGCUGCUGCAGGGUCCCUUUGACGUCGGCAAUGCCCUGGCCGGACGGCAAGGUGUCAUGGAGAUGAUGGUGGCGCUGUGUGCCUCAGAGCGUGAGGUGGACCAGAUGGUUGCCGUAGAGGCGCUGAUCCAUGCCUCGACAAAGCUGAGCCGUGCCUCCUUCAUCAUAACCAAUGGUGUGUCACUGCUCAAAGACAUCUACAAGAAGACCAAGAAUGAGAAGAUUAAGAUACGCUCGCUAGUGGGUCUUUGUAAACUGGGUUCAGCCGGUGGUGAUGAUUACAGUUUGCGUCAGUUUGCAGAAGGCUCCACAGAGAAGCUGGCCAAGCAGUGCAGGAAGUGGCUUUGCAACCCCCAGAUUGACACCAGAACAAGGAAGUGGGCUAUUGAAGGUCUGGCUUAUCUGACAAAUGAUGCAGAUGUUAAGGAUGACUUUGUUGAAGACGAGCUUGCCAUGAAAGCCAUGUUUGAACUGGCCAAGUCUAAAGACAAGACCAUCUUGUAUGCAGUGGCUUGCACCCUGAUAAACUGUACCAACAGCUAUGACAAAAAAGAAAUCAUUCCUGAGCUUGUUGAGCUGGCCAAGUUCUCUAAGCAGCAUGUGCCUGAGCAACACCCCAAGGACAAGAAAGACUUUAUUGACAAGAGAGUGAAAAGGCUGCUGAAGGCUGGGGUCACAUCAGCUCUUACUGUCAUGGUCAAAGCGGACAACGCCAUCCUGACUGACCAGACCAAAGAGCUGCUUGCAAGGGUUUUCUUGGCAUUGUCAGAGGAUGCUAAAGAUCGUGGAAUUAUCGUGGCCCAAGGUGGUGGAAAGGCUUUGAUACCACUGGCUCUGGAGGGAACAAAUGCAGGGAAGGUAAAAGCAGGCCACGCCCUUGCAAAGAUUGCCUCAAUCUCAAACCCAGAGAUCGCCUUCCCUGGUGAAAGGGUAUAUGAAGUGGUGCGUCCUUUGGUCAACUUGCUGAACACAGAGAGAGAUGGCAUUCAGAACUAUGAAGCUCUGAAAGCCCUUACCAACCUGGCUGCUUACAGCGAUAAACUGAGAGUAAAGAUUGUGAAAGAGAAGGCCCUGCCGGAAAUUGAGAAUUACAUGUUUGAAGAACACGACCAGAUCAGACAGGCUGCCACCGAAUGCAUGUGCAACCUUGUGACAUGCAAAGAGGUCCAAGAACGUUAUAUGGAGGAUGGCAAUGACAAGCUGAAGCUGCUGGUGCUCCUUUGUGGCGAGGAUGACGACGAGCUUCAGAUAGCUUCGGCUGGAGCUUUGGCUAUGCUCACUGCUGCCCAGAAGAAGCUCUGCACCAAGAUGACCAUGGUGACUACCCAGUGGCUGGAGAUCCUGCAGAGGCUGUGUCUGCACGACAACCCGCACAUCCAGCACCGCGGCCUUGUGAUUGUCUUCAACAUGCUUAAUUCGGAUGACAAUGAGCUGGCCAAGAAGCUGAUUGAGUGUGAGAUGCUGGAAAUCCUCACAGUGAUCGGCAAGGCAGAGGACAAUCCCAAGAGGCAGCAGGUCAUCGAUGUGGCACGCACAUGCCUCGUCAAGGCCAUGGAUCUUGGUCUCAUCAAGCCUUUCACCAGCAACUCUUAAAAUGGUGGCAAUAAGCUUCC